GAAAAAAAGACCGCAGCGAUUUUUGUUUUUUAAAAAAAUACCCUUUCGCUUCCUCCCUUGCUUCUCUUUGCUUCCUCAACCGGCCGAAAAUGCCUCGCGGAGAUCGGGAGAGCGACUGGGUGAGUGAGAGGGAAAAAGAGCAGUUCCGCAAACUAUUCAUUGGUGGCUUAAGCUUCGAAACAACAGAAGAAAGUUUGAGAAACUACUAUGAGCAAUGGGGAAAGUUAACGGAUUGUGUGGUUAUGAGAGACCCUGCAAGCAAACGUUCACGAGGAUUUGGUUUUGUAACAUUCUCUUCCAUGGCUGAAGUUGAUGCAGCAAUGGCUGCCAGACCUCAUUCCAUUGAUGGAAGAGUAGUUGAGCCGAAAAGAGCUGUAGCCAGAGAGGAAUCUGGAAAACCUGGAGCUCAUGUAACUGUGAAAAAAUUGUUUGUUGGUGGAAUUAAAGAAGAUACUGAGGAACAUCACCUUAGGGACUACUUCUCGGAAUAUGGAAAAAUCGACACAAUUGAAAUAAUUACAGACAGACAAUCUGGUAAAAAGAGGGGCUUUGGAUUUGUAACUUUUGAUGACCAUGAUCCAGUGGAUAAAAUUGUAUUGCAGAAAUACCAUACUAUUAAUGGUCAUAAUGCAGAAGUAAGAAAAGCUUUAUCUAGACAAGAAAUGCAAGAGGUUCAGAGCUCAAGGAGUGGACGAGGAGGUAACUUUGGCUUUGGAGACUCGCGUGGAGGUGGUGGAAACUUUGGACCUGGACCUGGAAGUAACUUCAGAGGUGGAUCUGAUGGCUAUGGAGGUGGUCGUGGAUUUGGUGAUGGAUAUAAUGGAUAUGGCGGGGGACCAGGAGGUGGCAAUUUUGGAGGCAGUCCUGGUUAUGGCGGAGGAAGAGGAGGAUAUGGUGGUGGAGGACCUGGAUAUGGCAACCAGGGUGGGGGCUAUGGAGGCGGCUAUGACAACUACGGAGGAGGCAAUUAUGGAGGAGGAAAUUACAAUGAUUUUGGAAACUACAACCAACAGCCUUCAAACUAUGGUCCAAUGAAGAGUGGAAAUUUUGGUGGAAGCAGGAACAUGGGAGGACCAUAUGGUGGAGGAAACUAUGGUCCUGGAGGAAGUGGAGGAAGUGGGGGAUAUGGAGGGCGGAGCCGUUACUGAUCUUCUGUAAGCUUUUCAUGGGCUUCACUGUAUAAAUAGGAGAGGAUGAGCCCAGAGGUAAAAGAACAGCUUCAGGUUUUCGAAUAACAUUGUUAAGGAAACUUAUCUCAGUCAUGCAUAAAUAUGCAGUGAUAUGGCAGAAGACACCAGAGCAGAUGCAGAGAGCCAUUUUGUGAAUGGAUUGGAUUAUUUAAUAACAUACCUUACUGUGGAGGAAGGAUUGUAAAAAUGCCUUUGAGACAGUUUCUUAGCUUUUUAAUUGUUGUUUCUUUCUAGUGGUCUUUGUAAGAGUGUAGAAGCAUUCCUUUGAUAAUGUUAAAUUUGUAAGUUUCAGGUGACAUGUGAAACCUUUUUUAAAGAAUUUUCUCAAAGUUUUGAAAAGCUAUUAGCCAGGAUCAUGGUGUAAUAAGACAUAACGUUUUCCUUUUAAAAAUUUAAGUGCGUGUGUAGAGUUAAGAAGCUGUUGUACAUUUAUGAUUUAAUAAAAUAAUUCUAAAGGAAA
Messenger RNA from Lacerta agilis (Sand lizard), 1650 nucleotides. RefSeq names its product heterogeneous nuclear ribonucleoprotein A2/B1 (gene HNRNPA2B1). The record is from RefSeq and is a predicted model, not a curated record. Gene Ontology annotation, molecular function: RNA binding. Lineage: Eukaryota; Metazoa; Chordata; Lepidosauria; Squamata; Lacertidae. The transcript is spliced from 11 exons. The coding region runs from base 90 to 1148 and encodes 352 amino acids.